Messenger RNA from Olea europaea var. sylvestris, 2228 nucleotides. RefSeq names its product protein transport protein Sec24-like At3g07100. The record is from RefSeq and is a predicted model, not a curated record. Gene Ontology annotation, cellular component: endoplasmic reticulum exit site; COPII vesicle coat. Bases 204 to 794 code for a protein of 196 amino acids. Gene Ontology annotation, biological process: COPII-coated vesicle cargo loading; endoplasmic reticulum to Golgi vesicle-mediated transport; intracellular protein transport. Lineage: Eukaryota; Viridiplantae; Streptophyta; Magnoliopsida; Lamiales; Oleaceae. Gene Ontology annotation, molecular function: zinc ion binding; SNARE binding. The transcript is spliced from 7 exons.
GUAGAAGGUGCCGCACUUACGUAAAUCCGUACGUCUCAUUUACUGAUAGCGGAAGAAAGUGGAGGUGCAACAUAUGUCCAUUGCUUAACGAUGUUCCUGGCAAUUAUUUCGCACAUUUGGAUGCCAGUGGCAGAAGAGUUGAUUUGGAUGAACGACCUGAGCUUACCAAGGGUAGCGUUGAGUAUGUUGCUCCAGCUGAAUACAUGGUUCGGCCUCCAAUGCCACCACUGUACUUUUUCCUCAUUGAUGUAUCAAUAUCUGCAGUUAAAAGUGGAAUGCUUGAGGUAGUAGCACAGACUAUUAAGUUUUGUUUGGACAAAUUGCCUGGUUUUCCCCGUACGCAGAUUGGGUUCAUAACUUAUGACAGCACAAUACAUUUCUAUAGUAUGAAGUCAUCUUUAAUGCAGCCUCAGAUGAUGGUCAUCUCAGAUUUGGAUGACAUAUUUGUUCCAUUGCCAGACGAUCUUCUCGUCAACUUGUCAGAAUCUAGGAAUGUGGUGGAUGCAUUCCUUGAUAGCUUUCCCUCCAUGUUCCAGGAUAACAUGAAUGUGGAAUCUGCAUUUGGUCCAGCUCUUAAAGCUGCAUUCAUGGUUAUGGGGCAACUUGGUGGUAAGUUGUUGAUUUUCCAGAAUACAUUGCCAUCACUGGGUGCUGGCCGUCUACGAUUGCGAGAUGAUGCCCGCAUUUAUGGAACAGAUAGAGAGCAUAUGCUAAGAAUACCAGAAGAUCCAUUUUAUAGACAGAUGGCUGCUGAUUUCACACGUUGGGUCGUUCACCCUGUUUGGCAAGAGUAAUUCUAAGUUGAAUAUGGCUAUAACAUAUUAAGUUCAUCUCCAAAUCUGAAAGUCAGCUACACUCUACAGUUUCCCUACUUGUUUCUCCUGAAAAUGUACAAAUCCAAACUACAAGAAUUGUGCCACAAGUGGGGUUGGAGUUUGCCCAUUUAUACAACUGCAAGUGAUGGCCAAGAUAAUAUCCCUAGAUUCAAAUGUUCAGUGACCGUGGAUGGGGAGCCUUUCUAGAUUCCGGUUAAGUGCAAAACGUUGAUAGAUUCUCAAAAUUUGGCAGCCCAUAUAACUCAUGACCACUUCAUUGCCCAACCAUCUCUCCAAUAGCCCUACUACCCUAACUCUACCGCUUACCCUGGUGCCGGUGUUGAAGCUGUUCCGCCUGUAGCUGUAGCUCCAUUUUUUCACAUUUCAUUUCCUGAACUUCCACCAGAUUUUGAACCUCCGCCACUCCCCCUUCCAUCCGCUAGUUCAUAGAUGAUGACAAGUGAUGAGGAAACGUCUCAAAUGAAUAACUCUGUAAAGAGGAGCAGAAUAUCAGUCCACAAGAAUGUGACAAGCGCAAAGUCUCCUACAGAAGUUCAGAAUCGCAGCACUCAAAAGAAACCCCAAAAACCACUAAAGCAAGAUGUUGCUAAGAAGGGGAAGGUGAUGAAACAGGGAAAGAAGUCUGCUCCUGGAGAAGGCCCCCUUAGCACUCAUUGUUUGAAUUAUUUAUAACGAUGCAAGUCAAGCAAAUUAAUGUUUCUACUCAAAAUUCGAGUACAACAUACUUCGCAUGUAGAUAAAACUUUAAGUUAAAUAGAUAAAACUUACUAGCGGGUGGAAGGGAAAAUGGUGGAGGUUCAAAAUUUGGCGGAAGUUCAGGAAAUGAAAUGUGGAGAAAUGGAGCUAGAGCUACAGCUACAGGCGGAGCAGCUUCAACACGGGCACCAGGGUAAGCGGUAGAGUUAGGGUAGUAGGGCUGUUGGAGAGAUGGCUGGACGAUGAAGUGGUCGUGAGCUAUAUGAGCUGUCAAAUUUUGAGAAUCUUUCACCGUUUUGCACUUAACUGGAGUCUCGAAAGGCUUUCCAUUCACGGUCACUGAACAUUUGAAUCUAGGGAUAUUAUCUUAGUCAUCACUUGCAGUUGUAUAAAUGGGCAAACUCCAACAUCUGUUGUGACACAAUUCUUGUAAUUUGAAUUUGUACAUUUUUAGGAGAAACAAGCAGGGGAACUGUAGAGUGUAGCUGACUUUCAGGUUUGAAGAUGAACUUAAUAUGUUAUAAUCAUAUUUAACUUAGAAUUAUUCUUGCCAAACAGGGUGAAUGACCCAACGUGUUAAAGUAACUUUUUGGAGGGAACAUGGGAGAGAGAAAAGUGACUAUAUGUAUUAAUACACAUAAAUAAAAAAUGUCUUUUACACACAAUACUAAUUUUCCCACCGACUGAAGUAACUAA